AUGUCCUCCUUGAAAGAAUACUUUCGGAAUUUAAAUUUAUUUUCACCAUCAUCAGAUUCCAAUGAACAAGAAAAUGAACAACAACGUCGAUGGAAUACUAUUGGUACACGAAUUUAUAUUAUACUUAUCAUAUUCAUUCUUUUUAUUAUUGGUCUUAUUUUAUUAUUACUUGAACAAUCGACGAUGGUUACUAUAUCAAAUCCAACAAAAGAACAGUUUGAACGUCUGCCUACCAAUGCAAAAUGUUUAUGUUCUCAUAUUUCUAUUCCAUAUGGAAAAUUUAUGUCAUUGGAAACAAGUUUUCAUCAAGUUUGUUCAAGUGAUUUUAUUACUGAUCGAUGGCUAAAUACAAUUGAUUCGAAAACAAAUACAACUUACUUUACCUUUCAAGACUUUCGACGUUUUGGUAAUGCUCAAUUUCAAGCACUUGCUGCUUACUGUCGUUUGUCAAAAUCAUAUACUAAUCAAAGUAUUUAUGCCAUUUUUCAAAAUACAUUGUUGAGUCCGCAAAUUUUAACAGAAACAUUUCUGGAGUCACAAAUCAAUACAACAAUUGAACAAUUCAAACUAAAAACACCAAAUACUUUUAAUAGUCAACUAAAAUUAAUCAUCGAAAUGACAAUCGCCAAUGAAUUAAUACCUGCAGUACAAACUACCACCUUUUUCCUAAAGAUAGGCGAGGGACUUGGUCUACAUACACGUUCUUACCGACGAACGAAUGGUUCUGAGUGUGAGUGCCCACUAAACAAUUGUAAUCAAAGAGGAUCAGGUAUUGUCAAUAAAUUUGGAAGACAGGUAGUGUUUCAGACCAUGGAUAGUUUAGCAUGGUCUAUACCAGGAAUGUCAAUAGGUUGUUUCCCAGGAUUUACACUUCUAUCGUCGACACUUGAAUGUUUAUACAAUCAAACAUGUGUAAAAAAACUUAUUUCAUAUUUUCCAACAAGUAAAGAAUUCAAAGCGAUGAUUAUAAAUAAUGAAAGUUUAUAUGAACCAACAUCAACUGUCCAAUCAAUAAUUGAUAAUUUGAUGAUUGAAAAUUGGACAAUGAAUAUUUCUUAUGAUAAAUAUUAUUCAGAAUGUGCACCAUCUUCAUGUACUUAUUUGAAAAUAUCUCGACGGGAUUUUGUUCAUGUCUUGAAAAAACUGAUUAGUUUAUUGUCUAGUUUGACAUUAAUACUGAGAUUAAUAAUUCCGCUUGUCAUUGGAUUCAUUAUGAAACGACGAGAUCGAACACCAAAACCACGAAUUUCAUUUAAAAAUCGUUUAUAUCAAUAUAAAGAAAAUAUGAAAAAGAAAUUAAUUGAAUUGAACAUUUUCAAACAUUCUUCUAAUACAAAUCGACAAACGAAAUUUCAACGUUAUGCAACACGAUUGUAUUUAUUUUUUCUCAUUAGUUCAAUGAUAAUUAUAACUAUUUAUGUAUUUUUACAAGAAUCGGUUCAGUCAAAAACGAUUUCUUAUCCUACUGAAUCUCAGUUUAUUCAACUUCAACAAAAAUAUUCUCGAUCACUUUCAUGUCCAUGUAGUUCAAUAUCAAUAUCUUAUUCAAAUUUUACAAUAAUUCAACCACAAUAUCAUCAAUUAUGUCGAAGUGUUCUCAUUUCUGAAAGUUGGAUUCGUUACAUCACGGAAAGUAUCGAUAGUAGUGGUACAUUUCAUUAUGAUUAUCGACUAAUUUCUAUUAGUUAUUUUCAAUUAUUAUCAAUAUUUUGUGAACAAGCUAAAGAAAUCAUUGAUAAUGCACUUGAGAUUUUUCUCAGGACAGAAUUCGUUAGUUCACAAGCUCUUACAAACGAAUCGUUUCAAAAUCAAAUAGAUUCAUCGAUUGAAGAUUGGGAAUUAACAACAACAAAUAAUUUUAAAAGAACUAUUCAAUUAAUUCAACAAAUUUAUCAAGGAAAUCAAUUGAUUAGUAGUAUACAUACUGGCACUUUUGAAGUAGAUAGAAAUUCAGAAGUAUAUAUAAACUCAGAAACAGAGCAAGGGUGUAAUUGUAUUUUAUCUUCAUCCUGUAAUUCUACUGCUACAAUUUAUCAACUCGAUAACUAUGGUGAAUAUCUAAGUGAUCCAUAUCCAGUCUCGAAUAUUUUUUAUGGUUGUUAUCCAACUCAAUCAUUAUUGCUAUCAACAUUAGAAUGUUUUUAUAAUCUAUCAUGUAUGUUAGAAAUUAAUAAACAUUUAGGUUCUUCAGUACCUUUCAAUUUUUCUGCUCUUGAUCAAAAUUUAAAUCAACCAAAUGAAACAAUCGAAAUGAUUCUCAAUCGAUUAAUGGUUGAUAAAUGGUUACCAAAUGUUAAUUUUUCAUCAUAUUAUGAAAAAUGUUUACCAAAAUCAUGUACAUAUCAAUAUGAUGAUCGAAAUAAUAUUUUUAUUAGUAUUACAACUAUUAUAAGUAUUUUUGGUGGUUUAUCACUUGCAUCGAAACUUUUAAUUAUGAUUAGUCUGGAAUUUAUUAAUAAAAUUUUAUCAAAUAAUUUCUUUCAUUUAAUUUCAUUCAAUUUCAUUAAACAAAUCUUUAUUUGUCAUACUGAAAAUCAAAUUAUUCAUCGAUUACAUGUGAUUUUAGUUAUUGGAAUUCUUACUAUAUUUUAUAUAUUUUCUACUUUUACUCCUCAUGUAAUUACUAUUCAAACGAAUAAACCUUCAUUAGAAAUCUAUGAAGAUCUACAUAAAAAAUAUAAUGAUACACUGGAAUGUCCAUGUUCGCAAUUAUCAAUGAAAUAUAAAUCAUUUUUAACUUUUACAACUCGUUUUCAUGAAAUAUGUUCAAGUAACUUUAUUACAGAUCGGUGGCUUUUAUAUUUAUAUAAGAAAAGAGAUAGUAAUAAACGACAUUCACCAUAUGAUUUUUAUAAUUCAGCUGUUGGACAAUUUAAAUUACUUUCCUCAUUUUGUAAUUUAUCAAACGAAACAGUUUCUGAAUCAAUUAUUCAAUUAGGAACAGCGAAUUUUAUUAAUAAUCAACUUUUAUCAUCAUAUCUCUUAAAUAAUACAAUUGAAAUGUUUAUUAAUGAAUUUAAACAAACAAUAUCACAAUCAUUUGUCAAUAGUAUUUCAUUAAUUCGAGAAACAACUAGUAGUAAUAUGUUAAUGACUAAAUAUCUAAGUAAUUGGGAGUUAGACGGUUCAGAUCCUGACUUUGCUUACAUGGUUAUUUAUAUGUUUCCCUUAAAUUAUAAUGGAUGUAGUUGUUCAUCAUCAUCUAAAUGCGUUAGUUCAUCUCGUGGAAUGUUAACUGGUUGUUAUCCACUUGAAACAAUAUUUCAAACAACAUUAGACUGUUUUUAUAAUCAACAAUGUAUUGAUUCAACAAAUAAUUUCAAAUCAAUAAAUAUUUCAUCAUUAGAAAGAAGUCGUUUUUUAUUAAAUCAAACAAUUGAAUCAGUUGUCAAUAAAUCAAUGAUUGAAGAAUUAAAAUCUGAAAUAAAUUAUACAAAUUAUUUUGAUGCAUGUUCACCAUCAUUAUGUAUUUAUUCAUAUGUUGAUAAAAGGAAUGCUAUUGAAGGAAUAUUAGCAUUAAUUGGUUUAUAUGGUGGUUUAGUUAUUAUUUGUCGAUUAAUUGCUAUUAUUAUUGUCAAAAAAAUGUGUCGGGUAAAUAGUAGAGUUAAUACGGCUACAAAUUUAUCUUAAACAAACAAAAACUUUAUUGCUUUUCAUUUCUAUUCAUAUUAAUCACGCUUUAUGCUUACUAAAUAAAUAAAAAUAAAACUUAACAUAUUCAUUUUUUCUUCAAUAUUCAAACUCGAUUUACUUAGUCCCAGAUUGUUCUUGAGGGUGUGGGUGUGGGGUUGUGUUUGCUUCAAAUACUAAUGCUCAUAGCACAAUACCAUCACACACUCACACCUUUAGAAUAUUUCAUGUUGAAUAUCACAAAUUCGUAAAUUAUUAAGAGAAGAAAAACAAAUUUUUUUUUCUAGAUUAAUUUAUUUUAAAACUAGUAGAAGUACCCGCUGCAAAUUCUCUCUCACACAGUUCUCGCUGCAAAAUCCUUUUCUUACAGUUCCCGCUGCAAACUCUCUCUC
This is a messenger RNA of Adineta steineri, 4022 nucleotides long. NCBI's taxonomy places the organism in Eukaryota, Metazoa, Rotifera, Eurotatoria, Adinetida, Adinetidae. The record is from the annotation of a GenBank genome assembly.